CUUCAGUAUAUUGUCAUUUGAAUUCGACCUUACUUAGCUCCAAGUACUCUUCACUCAUCCACUCUGCUGAGCACUACACUAUAAUCCCUACUUUCUGACUUCUUGACGAAAACCCCCAUCAAAAUGCCCUCCAAAAACAACAACAACAACUACACCGACCCCGAACUCCGCCAGGAGGUCAAAGAGGAAGUACAGCAAGGCGACAAGGGCGGGAAACCCGGCCAAUGGUCUGCGCGGAAGGCUCAACUCACGGCCCAAGAAUACAAAUCCCGGGGCGGGGACUACACGACCAGCAAGGACGAGCAGUCGCAAUCCCAAAAGAACCUGUCGCAGUGGGGCGCGGAGGACUGGGUGACCAAGGAAGGGUCGGGGACGGCCAAGACCGACAAAUCCGCGGCGGACGGCGGGCCGCGGAAGCGAUAUCUGCCCCGCGAGGCGUGGGAGGAGAUGAGUGAGGGGGAGAAGGAGGCGACGGAGAGGAAGAAGGUGGAGGAGGGGCAGGAGGGGGAGGGGAAGCAGUUUGUGGGGAAUACGGAGGGGGCGAAGAGGAAGAGGGGGGAGGUUUCGAGGCGGACUGGGAAUAAUGAAGAGAAUAAGGAAGAGGAGGGGGAGGGGGAGGGUGGUGAGGGUGAAAGUGCGGGUGAGGGUGAAAGUGCGGGUGAAAGUGCGGGUGAGGGUGAGGGUGAGGAGGAGGAGGGCGAGGAGAAAGGGAAGGAUAAGGGUAAGGGUACUGCUAAGGGUACUGUUAAGGGGAAGAAGGAUGUGAAGAGAGAUUCCAAGAAAAAAAAUGCGGACAAGAAAGACCAGCAAGAGGAUGAGGAGCAGAAUGACGGGGAGAAUGAAGACGAGGAUCUAGAUGAGGAUGAUGAAGAGUACCAAGAAGAAGAAGGUGAAGGAGAAGACGAAGACGAGGAAGGAAAAGAAGAAGGAGUGGAGGAGCAGGUGGGCGAUGACGAGGAAGCGGAAGGCGAUGCCCCCGACAAAAAGAAGCAAAAGACGAAGUAA
Messenger RNA from Aspergillus aculeatus ATCC 16872, 1005 nucleotides. RefSeq lists its product as uncharacterized. The record is from RefSeq and is a predicted model, not a curated record. NCBI's taxonomy places the organism in Eukaryota, Fungi, Ascomycota, Eurotiomycetes, Eurotiales, Aspergillaceae. The transcript is spliced from 2 exons. The coding region runs from base 124 to 1005 and encodes 293 amino acids.